Messenger RNA from Porites evermanni, 5438 nucleotides. The record is from the annotation of a GenBank genome assembly. Lineage: Eukaryota; Metazoa; Cnidaria; Anthozoa; Scleractinia; Poritidae.
AUGAACAAUGUCCAAUGUUGUUUCUUGUAUAUUUCUAUUAUUUGGUUCUUUGUACUUUUGCAGUUUCUUUUUCGUCCGUUUCAGUUGAUGGGAAUGAAAAUUAUUGUCUCUGUACAUGUUUCACCGAAUUAAAUUUAUUUUAUUGAUUGUUAGUAGUCCCUCUCGCAAUUUUCAUCGCUGCACCGGUUGUUUCCAGUCGAACAUAAACAUCGCAUGCAGGAAUACUCAAAACGCCGCGCGUAAAUAUCACUCGCUUUUAAAGAUUACACAUAACAAAAUCAUACACAGUUGAAUGAAUAAAGGGAAAUAAAACCUAAACAUAACAAUUUCUCUAUCAUGUUGAAGCGUAAAUGGUAACUCUAUUGAUCGUACUGCUAAUUUGGUGCCUGUCAAAAGUGAGAACCCGCGCGUCCGGCUGGCCGAAAAGUGAUUUUGGGAAAUUUUUUUUAUCGUUUUCAUUAAAAGCCCAAAAUUAUUACCCUGCAUAUCACAUAGGACCAGAUUUUUCUAACAGAAAAGUCCCGGCAUUAUAGAAUUCUCUUCAUGAAAACGCUUUAUAAUUCAAUGCUAUAAUUUGUUGUGCAAAGGAAGCGCGUGCUUUGAUCGUCGUGGAUAUUGAAUGAGUGCAAAUUCUCUUGCAAAAUUGUGAAAAAACUGAAGAAUUAUAGGUUUAAACAGGGCAAAAAAGAACAAAUUCUGUCCGAGGUCUGUAUGAUAAAAAAAGGGCCUUAUAGUACUGUUUACCUGAGACGUGAUGAGAAAAAGUAUGUUUAAAAGGCUGGUUUACACGCCACCAGAUUCGUCGCCAAGAUGUACUAGUAAACUAAACUUGUCGAACACAAAAAAUCCGGUCUGAUUUUUUAUUUUGGCCUCUCUUUUAGACAGAGGAAUGCAACGUGUAAAUUGGCUGCCACCAAGGACUAUCGUGGCGCAUGUGUUUCUUAAAACUAUAUUUCGGGGUUGUCCAGUUAUCCAUAGUCUCUCUAACGGAGCAAUGUUGGAGAGACUGGUGAAUGCCACAUUAUGAUGCAACAGCUAAUGCAAAUACAAUACACGAUUAGGUCUAUUUGUUUUCCAGGCCUAAUCUACUGUGAUCGAACAUGAUUGCUAUUUUUCGGUGUACAAAUAAGACUAUUUAAUAACUCGAUGUAAAAUUUGUUUCACUCUUAGUCGGUCAAAUUCUGACUUUUCUGUAAAAUCACUCAGCUUUUGCCUCAAAAGUCAAAUGAAUGUGCCCUGAUCUGUGGAUUACAAGUUUAUUGUUUGAUUUAAAUUAUGAAUUUAUUAACGGGAGCUUCGCUUUUAGCCUUGGCUAAAUCUAUAUAUUAUUUUGAAUGUUACGCAACAAUGCCGAUGCUCGCCGAUGCUCAUAUUUCGAGCUUGGGCUACCUGUGUUUUAACACUUCAAUUCUGUGUUGGAACUUUAGUUGGAAUUAAAAGAAACAAAAUCUAUUCAUAGCAAAAUGCGAAUUGAAAAAAGAAAAACAUAUCCACGAAAAACAGUGUUUUAAAUGAUAAACACCCAAGAUUUUAACAUUUGCAUUUCGGGUGAUGUGAUAGAUAGGCGUGAUCCGAUGGCGUCAAAUUUGCAUAUCACUAGGAACUACAGUGUUGAAAAGUAACCAAUGUCAGGAGCCCAAAGAACUAGUCUGGUAAAUUAGACAACCAGAGUUUUCCUGUUUUCCCUCGUAAUAGCUCCAAAAGAUAUGUCAGAGUGCCCAGUAUAAUCGUUUGUUUCAAAACAUGAAAAAAAUAAUAAAUAAAUAAAAAGAAAGGAAGAAUCGUAUCAGGGGAAGGGCAAAUUGACGAACUAGAACGAAGUGUUAUGCAGCGAUAACAGCCAGCGUGCAUUUUCACUACAAAUAUGAUUAAAUAGAUGUAUUCUACUGCCAUUGGACGUAGAUCAAUUAAAGGGUUUUUUGUUUUGCACUUCUAACCGGCCCGCUUCAGAUCUGAAACUGACAAAGGAAGUACUUGAGGGAAAAAUAGAUUAGGUCGGUAAAAGCAAAACUGAUUUAUGUAAAGUUUCUGCACAGGCUAAAACUCUUGUUAAUACUCAAAGAAAAGUAUGGCCAUUGACCAAAUUUGUAGGAAAAGAGGAGUAACUUUCCACUUGAGUAUUAUUCUAGGUUUAACAGCCCAUCAUGCAGAUAAACUGUUAAAAACAACUGCCUUUGUUACCUGUGGUAAGGUCACCAAAGUCGGUGACUCAAUCUUUCCUAUUUAAGAGAAUUUAACAUAAAGCUAUAACCACGUCCGGUUGGAGGCUGAAAAGUUUAAUUUAUAAUUAUAUUCACGGCUGCUAAAACGUAUUUGCUCAAGUUGAGGACCUGAAAUGUCAUCUUCACAGGUUCGAACCUACAAACUUUAUUAAUUUAUAAUUGAGGUUCAGCUAGGGCCCGUUUCUCCGAAGUCAAAGUCCCUUAAACUUUUCGGGCCCUAACUGAUCAAAUAUUUAAAUCAAAAUCUAAAUAAUAAAAGUGUCGCUCCUAGCUGACAAAGCAGUCCAUUAACUGACAGUAUUAUAAUAAAUAAUAAUAUAAUAAUAAUAAAUAAUAAUAAUAAAUAAUUUAUUUCUAUAGGGCAAUUUCCUUACGCCCAAAUGCGCUUUACAGUGUCAAAUAUGUUUUAAUCUACACACUAAAAAAUGUAAAAAAUCCUUAAGAAUCGAAAAACAUCAAAAGUCUAAAAGUCCUAAAAAUCAAAAAAAGAAAAAAAUUGAAAGUCUAAAAAUAUGCUUGUCGAAAAAGAUAGGUCUUAAGCUUAGCUUUAAAGAUAGAGACAGAUGCGCUGCUUUUAAUUUCUAUUAACAUAUUAGUGGCAAAACCUUUGAAACCUCUAUCUUGAAAUCAACACAUUACAGUGUCGAGACUUUCGAGAAACGAGUCCCGGGACAUGGAAACCUAUCAAAGUGUUAGCGUUUGAUAAGAGAGCCAGGAUAAUUGGACCGAGUUCUUGGUAAGGAAGUAUCUUCCAUAUUUAGCAAAUUUAAUGGCUAACUAGAAACCGACAUAUUUCAAUUAUGUGCCAAUGUAGUUGCCCUAACUUCCAAAAGUCGGUAGGUAUAAAGUCACGCUCUCGCUUUACGGGGAACGUCAGCAAUACAAGUGGCCAAUAAAAUUACAACGCCGCUGCUAACCGCUAAAAUAACCUUUUUGUUUGAAAUUCUUAUCGUUUGACGAUUCAGAUCUCGCUCCAGUUCCUGUUGAAGAGCUUUCGUACUAAAAACAGAUGUUUCGAAUAUUGAUAGCUGACAAGUGCGUUUGAGAAAUUGAAAUCAUACUGUUUCGCUAGAAUUACCUUUAUCUAUAUCAAUAAUUACUGUAAUUUGACAAUUUUUUUUUUCAUCGACUUGCUGUCCCACUACAUGAGACAAAAUGAGCGCCAGCACACUGUUAGGGGUGCUCGGUCAAAUUCGAGGUGUAAUAGAGCAUUCCCGGGGAGGGAAAAUUGCAUACCCUGUUAAGGACAGACUGCGCAAUUUAGGACAGAGAGGUCAAGAACAAUACCCUCUCCAGCAGCUCAUCCCCCUCACCCCUCGUUUAGGCCAUAUAAGGGAGUAUCCCCCGGGCAGAGCAUUACCAUUACAAUCCAGACGAUGAACCUAUAGUCACUGCGCAAUCAUGAUUUGAGUGCAAAGGGUGCUUUUCAUCCCGCCGCGACGAGUUGCUGAGACACGUCACUUUUUGGUUGAAACAGUGGUGUUAAAUAACAAGGGCCUAUCUAUUUAUGGCAAAGAUAUUUCGGUUUUGCCUUGCGCGCUUCAGAUUCGAAUUUAUUUAGUUCCAACUGAGUUAUUUUCCUCAUCUCUUCUACCCAGUGAAAUAAGGACAAUGAGCACCAGCACACUGAUAGAAGUGUUUGGACACAUUUUGUACAGUUUUACUCGAGGUGUGACUGAACAUUACAAUCCAGAUGAACCUGAAUUCACAUUUGAAUCAUUUGGUUACAAUUCUCUGGAAAGCACAGAACGAGAAUGGUACUCUCAUCCUGUUGAUGAUCUUAUUUACCAAGAAUACAGCGACAGAGAAGCCACAAGCUUAGAUUAUCUGGCUUCUUGUAGUUUUGAUGUUAAAGUAACUGACGCCUGCUCAACAGAAGAAACCCAGGAGGCUGUGAAGCAAAGUAAAGACCAAACCAUGGCUUGGAAGCGACUGCGACCUUCUCCUCUGCAAACAGUUUUUCAAUCUAUGUACAUUGGAGCUCUGAUUUCACUUUUAAUGGCUAUCUUCGUAGGAACAAUUUUUACGAUGGGGUUGUAUUUAUACUUGAAAACUGCACACAACUGUGAAUAUAACACCGUGAACUCAACCUCAGUACAAAUACAAUGGAUAAGAUCAUUUUCGGAUAUAAUUGCUUGUAGUUUUAAUCAUUUUUGGUUUUUUAUUCUCGUGCUGUUUCUUUUUCGUCCCUUUCAGUUGAUAGGGAUCAGACGAAAACUUUUCCUGGCGUGCUUAAUUACAUAUGCUUUGGAUACAAUUUAUCGUGUUGCUCUCCAAGGUCUUGGUAUAUCUCAUUCCUAUAUUUCUUAUCCAUUAAGAAUUCCGCUCACCGCUUUUUUUUUCAGCAAUCAGUGUCUGCAAGUUUAUGUUUUAACAAAGUACCUCUGCCCACGUUCACAAAAGAAAAUGGCUUUAUUUUUCAAAAUGAUGGUACCAGGUUCUUUGAGUUUGCUUUUUGUCAAUCUUUGGGCGCACUUAGUUAUAUAUCCAGCAUACAUGAAAAACAAUUCAAAUGGGAAACUUUUAAUUGCAACCUUUUCUCCUCUCCUUGGAGUUGUGGUAAAAGUAACCUCUCGUAUUUGUGUUCAAAAGUUAUAUAUCACUUACCCGGGAUACUCGUACGUCUUAUUAUCACCGGUCUAUUGUGGGGCGGCUGUCCUUUUUCGAGUUUUGCAAGCAGAUCUUGGCAGUUUACAAGCCAUAGCUUUACUUGGAAUAAUUCACGGCGCUGCAGAAGUCAUUGAACGAAGCACUAUGGUUUUAAUAGAUCACAUUUGUCAUAUGUUGUGGAAGAGGAGAUCCACUCCUUGGGGAAGUUUUCGUACUCCUCGUCGUGAGAGACUAAUGGCUGAUAUCGCUAUCAUGAGCAUGUUGUAUGAAUCUGCUGCUAUAGUGUCUGUGAAUGGAUUCGUAUACUUAUAUCAGUUCAUAUAUGUAAGGGAAGAGAAAUUGAACAAUUUACUUCUGUUAUUUGCAAUUAAUACGACAGUUUCUCUUGCGAUUGAGUGGGUGUUUAACAGCGUGUCUCUAGCGAUUGAGAGUCGGUAUCAAAACAUGGCUGUCAUGGCUGUUUGGCGAAGACGAUGGAGGCGACACCUUCUAGUGGCGAUUGCAAAUGCGAUUCCAAUUGCUUUGUUUACAGGCGGUACUCUCUUAGAUAUUUUACAUGGUAGUAGCGAAAUUUUCAAUAGGCCAUGUAAAAUGCCAUUUACAUAG